Molecule: messenger RNA, 23679 nt
Organism: Coregonus sp. 'balchen'
Lineage: Eukaryota; Metazoa; Chordata; Actinopteri; Salmoniformes; Salmonidae
Source: the annotation of a GenBank genome assembly
CGUUAUUAUUGUUCCGCUGCAAACUUUGUCAAUCGUUUGUAUGUAUUUUCCUGUUGGCGCUAUCUUGAAUAUUGAUCUGAUGAAACAGGAAAGCAUAACCCAGACAGAAUACUGGAUUGAUUAUGCGUAUUUGGAUUAUUAAAGAAAUGAAAUCAAGAUAACCUGUAGCUAUAGCUAGCUUACACAUUAUUUAUCUUGAAUGCAGAGGAGUUGCUAGCUAGUAGCGAACUGCUCUACUAGUAGCUAACUAAGUCAGACUUCUAUGUUGGAGACCCUUGACUAUUGAGUGUGUCUAGCUAGCCUUAUUGACUUACUAAUCAUCUGGUUGACUUGACGUCAGAAUCGCGAGUGUGUGUUAUAUAAAGUUGUAACGUUAGAGAUGUCGGAGAGGAGGAGGGACAGCCGUAGCUGGGACUGGGACAGCCCUCAGUGCCGAGCUCAGAUGGAUCAGAUUUUCUUCCGCCAGCAUGACUACAUCCAGAACGGAACCACGGAACACAAAGAGUUCUGGGGCUUCUUCGACCGCUUCCAGAGGUUCAAAACCAGGAAGGACAUGUCAGGGGGCAGCACGAAGGAAGACAUGGAGGAGGGCAGAGACAGGAAGAAGACUGUAGAUCUGGGUCUGCCUAAGGAAUAUGACGCCCGCUAUCGGAUCAACGUGUCCGUUUGUACCAAAGACGCAGAGGAGAGGCUGGAGACGGGGAGGUCUGAUCAGAGACACAGCCACAGACAGAGCUCCUCCGGCCCAGGGAGUCAGGUGGUCGCUGACUGUCGCCUGGCGUUGCUGCACUUCCUGGACUUCAGCCAAAGGCAGAGCUUUGGGAAGCUGGUCAAGCUGAGGACGGAGCAGAAAGCCCUUCCUAUCUUCCAGUACCGGGACCGGAUCGUGGAGUUGGUGCGGGCCAACCCGGUAGUAGUGGUGGCGGGGGAUACAGGCUGUGGGAAGUCCACCCAGGUCCCCCAGUACCUCCUCUCCUCUGGGUUCAGUCACAUAGCCUGCACUCAGCCUCGACGGAUCGCCUGUAUCUCCCUCGCCAAGAGGGUCAGCUUCGAGAGUCUCAACCAGUACGGCUCCAAGGUAGGUGGCAGUGCAGCUAGAACUUGUUUAUUUACAGUCUUGAAAAAUAGUUUUUGGGGAAUCACGCUUGGACAGGGAUAUCAAACAAAUGUCAUUAUUUUCAAACAAUAAUACGUGUUCUAUUUCUCUGAAAUAGAUGAUUUUGUCACAAUCUUGUACACUUUACACAAAGUCCAAAAACCAACACCCAGACAUUUAGCAGACCUACAAGCAGAUGAACCCAAACUGACACACAGCUGUGUUUUAUCUGCAGGUUGGGUACCAGAUCCGUUUUGAGGGGACCCGUACCCCGUCCACCAAGCUGUUGUUCCUGACAGAGGGGUUACUACUGAGACAGAUCCAGGCUGACCCGGCCCUGGAGCAGUACCAGGUAAUAGAAUAUAUAGUACCAGUCAAAAGUUUGGACACACCUACUAAUUCAAGGGUUUUUCUUUAUUUUUACUAUUUUCUACAUUGUAGAAUAAUAGUGAAGACAUCAAAACUAUGAAAUAACACAUAUGGAAUCAUGUAGUAACCAAAAAAAGUGUUAAACAAAUCUAAAUCUAUUUUAUAUUUGAGAUUCUUCAAAGUAGCCACUGCACUUAGCUUUGCACACUCUUGGCAUUCUCUCAACCAGCUUCAUGAGGUAGUCACCUGGACUGCAUUUCAAUUAACAGGUGUGCCUUCUUAAAAGUUAAGUUGUGUAAUAUAAUAUAUACUAGGUAAUAUAAUAUAUGCCAGAUAAAUAUAAUAUAUACCAGGUAAUAUAAUAUAUAAUGUAAUAUAUAGCAUGUAAUAUAAUAUAUAAUAAAUACCAGGAAAUAUAAUAUACAGCGCCUUCGGAAAGUAUUCAGAUCCCUUGAUUCUUUACACAUUUUGUUACGUUACAGCCUUAUUCUAAAAUGUAAAUUUAAAAAUCCCUCAUUAAUCUACACACAAUACCCCAUAAUGACAAAGUGAAAACAAAGGUCCCACAAUUGACAAUGCAUGUCAGAGCAAAAACACUCCUCAGUAAAAGGCACAUGAAAUCCCACUUGGAGUUUGCCAAAAGGCCCCUAAAGACUCUCAGACCAUGAGAAACAAGAUUGUCUGCUCUGAUGAAACCAAGAUUGAACUCUUUGACCUGAAUGCCAAGCGUCACAUCUGGAGGAAGCCUGGCACCAUCCCUAAGGUGAAGCAAUUUUUUUUAUAAAUUUGCAAACAAUUCUAAAAACCUGUUUUUGCUUUGUCAUUAUGGGGUAUUGUGUAUAGAUUGCUGAUUUUUUUUUUUUUUUAAAUAAAUGUUAAAAUAAGGCUGUAACGUAACAAAAUGUGGAAAAACUAUUUCCAAAUGCACUGUAUAUGCAAGGUAAUAUAAUAUAUACCAGGAAAUAUAAUAUAUAGCAGGUAAAUAUAAUAUAAUAUAUACCAGGGAUUGUAAUAUAUAAUAUAAUAUAUAGCAGGUAAAUAUAAUAUAUACCAGGUAAUACUGUAUAACAUAUAAUAUAUACCAGGUAAUAUAAUAUAUACCAGGUAAUUCAGUAUAACAUAUAAUAUAAUAUAUACCAGGUAAUAUAAUAUAUACCAGGUAAUACUGUAUAAUAUAAUAUAUACCAGGUAAUACUGUAUAACAUAUAAUAUAUACCAGGUAAUAUAAUAUAUACCAGGUAAUACUGUAUAACAUAUAAUAUAUACCAGGUAAUAUAAUAUAUACCAGGUAUUGUAAUAUAUAAUAUAUACCAGGUAAUAUAAUAUAUACCAGGUAUUGUAAUAUAUAAUAUAAUAUAUAUCAGGUAAAUAUAAUAUAUACCAGGUAUUGUAAUAUAUAAUAUAUAUCAGGUAAAUAUAAUAUAUACCAGGUAUUGUAAUAUAUAAUAUAAUAUAUACCAGGUAUUGUAAUAUAUAAUAUAAUAUAUAGCAGGUAAAUAUAAUUGAUUUACACUGAGUGUACAAAACAUUAACAUUACACUGAUUUGAAGUGGAUUUAACAAGUGACAUCAAUAAGGGAUCAUAGCCUUCACCUGGAUUCACCUGGUCAGUCUAUGUCAUGGAAAGAGCAGGUGUUCUUAAUUUUUUUGUCCACCCAGUGUGUUACUAAAACCAACUAGCCCCGAAGCAGUACCAGGUAAUAUAACAUAUUAUAAACCAGGUCGUUUGGGUCCUGGAUGCUGAUUGGCUGAAACAGCAUUUCAGUCGUGUGUACAGUACCAGUCAAAAGUUUGGACACACCUACUCAUUCAAUGGUUUUUCUUUAUUUGUAAAAAAUGUUUACAUUGUAGAAUAAUAGUGAAGACAUCAAAACUAUGAAAUAACACAUAUGGAGUCAUGUAGUAACCAAAAAAGUGUUAAAACAAAUCAAAAUAUAUUUUAUAUGUGAGAUUCUUAAAAUAGCCACCCUUUGCCUUGAUGACAGAUUUGUCCCAAUUGUGCCCAUAGCGCAGGGUUCUUCAAUUCUGGUCCUGGAGGGCCGAAACACUUCUGUUUUUUAUUUCUACCUGGUAGUUAAUUGCACUCACCUGGUGUCCCAGGUCUGAAUUAGCCCCUGAUUAGAAGGAGAGGAUGAAAAACAGAGGUGUUUCGGCCCUCCAGGACCGGAAUUGAAGAACCCUGCCAUAGCGGCUCUGGUCAAAAGUAGUGCACUAUAUAGGGAAUAUGGUGCCAUUCUCUGGUCUAAAGUAGUGCACUAUAUAGGGAAUAGGGUGCUAUUCUCUGGUCUAAAGUAGUGCACUAUAUAGGGAAUAGGGUGCCAUUCUCUGGUCUAAAGUAGUGCACUAUAUAGGGAAUAGGGUGCCAUUCUCUGGUCUAAAGUAGUGCACUAUAUAGGGAAUAGGGUGCCAUUCUCUGGUCUAAAGUAGUGCACUAUAUAGGGAAUAGGGUGCCAUUCUCUGGUCUAAAGUAGUGCACUAUAUAGGGAAUAGGGUGCCAUUCUCUGGUCUAAAGUAGUGCACUAUAUAGGGAAUAGGGUGCCAUUCUCUGGUCUAAAGUAGUGCACUAUAUAGGGAAUAGGGUGCCAUUCUCUGGUCUAAAGUAGUGCACUAUAUAGGGAAUAGGGUUCCAUUCUCUGGUCUAAAGUAGUGCACUAUGUAGGGAAUAGGGUGCCAUUCUCUGGUCUAAAGUAGUGCACUAUAUAGGGAAUAGGGUGCCAUUCUCUGGUCUAAAGUAGUGCACUAUAUAGGGAAUAGGGUGCCAUUCUCUGGUCUAAAGUAGUGCACUAUGUAGGGAAUAGGGUGCCAUUCUCUGGUCUAAAGUAGUGCACUAUAUAGGGAAUAGGGUGCCAUUCUCUGGUCUAAAGUAGUGCACUAUAUAGGGAAUAGGGUGCCAUUCUCUGGUCUAAAAGUAGUGCACUAUAUAGGGAAUAGGGUGCUAUUCUCUGGUCUAAAGUAGUGCACUAUAGAGGGAAUAGGGUGCCAUUCUCUGGUCUAAAGUAGUGCACUAUAUAGGGAAUAGGGUGCCAUUCUCUGGUCUAAAGUAGUGCUCUAUAUAGGGAAUAGGGUGCCAUUCUCUGGUCUAAAGUAGUGCUCUAUAUAGGGAAUAGGGUGCCAUUUGGGACGCAUCCUAGCCGUUCCGUAACCUGUCUGUGUGUGGAUCUACCUCCCUCCCUCCCUGUUGCACCCAGGUUUUGAUUGUUGACGAGGUGCAUGAGAGACACCUCCACUGUGACUUCCUCCUGGGAGUACUGCGCUCCCUCCUGGCCGCCCGCCCCGACCUCCGCCUGGUCCUCAUGUCCGCCACCAUCAACAUCAAACUCUUCUCCAGCUACUUUAAUACUGCACCUGUGCUGCAGGUCCCGGGCAGGCUCUUCCCUAUACAGGUGAGAGGACAAACACAUUUUAAACCUCUCCUCCUGGAACCCCCUUCAGACAUGUUUUGUUGUUGCCCUGAACCAGCUCACCUGAUUGACCUAGUCAAGGGGCUUGAUGAUUAGUUGACAAGUGGAAUCAGGUGUGCUCUGGAAUAGUUCAAAUACAUGGAACGGCUUGGGGUUCCCAGGGAGAGGUUUGAAAACCUCUGGACUAGGCUAUGUCAUAGGUAUAGGAGUAGGCAGUACUUAAGAGAUAUUGUGUAAUGUCUAGCAAACUGCAGAUCCUAUCUGUGGUUACGAAUGCCCACCAUAAGCUUUAGUGACAGUCAAGAAAAGCACAAUCCUUGCAUUCAUAGCUCUGCCUUCCAUUCAUAGCUCUGCCUUCCAUUCAUAGCUCUGCCUUCCAUUCAUAGCUCUGCCUUCCAUUCAUAGCUCUGCCUUCCAUUCAUAGCUCUGCCUAUGAAUUCUAAAGUGGUUAGGCCUACAUUUCUCUAGUCCUAUUUUUCAUUCUGCCAAACAAAGUGGCAGGGUCAGGCUGUUGAAAUUAAAGAUUGGGCCUUUCAGUGACAGCUGUUGUUUAAUAAAUAGUAAUGAUUGGGCCUUUCAGUGACAGCUGUUGUUUAAUACACUGCUCAAAAAAAUAAAGGGAACACUUAAACAACACAAUGUAACUCCAAGUCAAUCACACUUCUGUGAAAUCAAACUGUCCACUUAGGAAGCAACACUGAUUGACAAAUGUCACAUGCUGUUGUGCAAAUGGAAGAGACAACAGGUGGAAAUUAUAGGCAAUUAGCAAGACACCCCCAAUAAAGGACUGGUUUUGCAGGUGGUGACCACAGACCACUUCUCAGUUCCUAUGCUUCCUGGCUGAUGUUUUGGUCACUUUUGAAUGCUGGCGGUGCUUUCACUCUAGUGGUAGCAUGAGACAGAGUCUACAACCCACACAAGUGACUCAGGUAGUGCAGCUCAUCCAGGAUGGCACAUCAAUGCGAGCUGUGGCAAGAAGGUUUGCUGUGUCUGUCAGCGUAGUGUCCAGAGCAUGGAUGCGCUACCAGGAGACAGGCCAGUACAUCAGGAGACGUGGAGGAGGCCGUAGGAGGGCAAUAACCCAGCAGCAGGACUGCUACCUCCGCCUUUGUGCAAGAAGGAGUAGGAGGAGCACUGCCAGAGCCCUGCAAAAUGACCUCCAGCAGGCCACAAAUGUGCAUGUGUCUGCUCAAAUGGUCAGAAACAGACUCCAUGAGGGUGGUAUGAGGGCCCGACGUCCACAGGUGGGGGUUGUGCUUACAGCCCAACACCGUGCAGGACGUUUGGCAUUUGCCAGAGAACACCAAGAUUGGCAAAUUCGCCACUGGCGCCCUGUGCUCUUCACAGAUGAAAGCAGGUUCACACUGAGCACAUGUGACAGACGUGACAGAGUCUGGAGAUGCCGUGGAGAACGUUCUGCUGCCUGCAACAUCCUCCAGCAUGACCGGUUUGGCGGUGGGUCAGUCAUGGUGUGGGGUGGCAUUUCUUUGGGGGGCCGCACAGCCCUCCAUGUGCUCGCCAGAGGUAGCCUGACUGCCAUUAGGUACCGAGAUGAGAUCCUCAGACCCCUUGUGAGACCAUAUGCUGGUGCGGUUGGCCCUGGGUUCCUCUUAAUGCAAGACAAUGCUAGACCUCAUGUGGCUGGAGUGUGUCAGCAGUUCCUGCAAGAGGAAGGCAUUGAUGCUAUGGACUGGCCCGCCCGUUCCCCAGACCUGAAUCCAAUUGAGCACAUCUGGGACAUCAUGUCUCGCUCCAUCCACCAACGCCACGUUGCACCACAGACUGUCCAGGAGUUGGCGGAUGCUUUAGUCCAGGUCUGGGUGGAGAUCCCUCAAGAGACCAUCCGCCACCUCAUCAGGAACAUGCCCAGGCGUUGUAGGGAGGUCAUACAGGCACGUGGAGGCCACACACACUACUGAGCCUCAUUUUGACUUGUUUUAAGGACAUUACAUCAAAGUUGGAUCAGCCUGUAGUGUGGUCUUCCACUUUAAUUUUGAGGGUGACUCCAAAUCCAGACCUCCAUGGGUUGAUGAAUUUGAUUUCCAUUGAUAAUUUUUGUGUGAUUUUGUUGUCAGCACAUUCAACUAUGUAAAGAAAAAAGUAUUUAAUAAGAUUAUUUCAUUCAUUCAGAUCUAGGAUGUGUUAUUUUAGUGUUCCCUUUAUUUUUUUGAGCAGUGUAUAUAGUAAUGAUUGGGCCUUUCAGUGACAGCUGUUGUUUAAUAUAUAGUAAUGAUUGGGCCUUUCAGUGACAGCUGUUGUUUAAUAUACACUACCAGUCAAAAGUUUGGACGCACCUACUCAUUAAAGGGUUUUUCUUUAUUUUUACAAUUGUUUACAUUGUAAAAUAAUAGUGAAGACAUCAAAACUAUGAAUAACACAUUAUACUUGAGAUUCUUCAAAUAGCCACCCUUUGCCUUGAUGACAGCUUUGCACACUCUUGGCAUUCUCUCAACCAGCUUCAUGAGGUAGUCACCUGGAAUGCAUUUCAAUUAACAGGUGUGCCGCCUUAAAAGUUAAUUUGUGGAAUUUCUUUCUUUCUUAAUGUGUUUGAGCCAAUCAGUUGUGUUGUGACAAGGUGGGGGGGUAUAUAGAAGAUAGCCCUAUUUGGUAAAAUUCAAAGUCCAUAUUAUGGCAAGAACAGCUCAAAUAAGCAAAGAGAAUCGACAGUCCAUCAUUACUUUAAGACAUGAUGGACAGUCAAUACGGAACAUUUCUUCAAGUGCAGUCACAAAAUCCAUCAAGCGCUGUGAUGAAACUGGCUCUCAUGAGGACCGCGACAGGAAUAGAAGACCCAGAGUUACCUCUGCUGCAGAGGAUAAGUUCAUUAGAGUUACCAGCCUCAGAAAUUGUAGGCCAAAUAAAUGCUUCACAGAGUUCAAGUAACAGACACAUCUCAACAUCAACUGUUCAGAAGGGACUGUGUGAAUCAGGCCUUCAUGGUCGAAUUGCUGCAAAGAAACCACUACUAAAGGACACCAAUAAGAAGAAGAGACCUGCGUGGGCCAAGAAACACGAGCAAUGGACAUUAGACCGGUGGAAAUGUGUCCUUUGAUCUGAAGUCCAAAUUUGAGAUUUUUGGUUCAAACCACUGUGUCUUUGUGAGACGCGGUGUAGGUGAACGGAUGAUCUCCGCAUGUGUAGAUCCCACCGUAAAGCAUGGAGGAGGAGGUGUUAUGGUGUGGGGGUGCUUUGCUGGUGACACUGUCUGUAAUUUAUUUAGAAUUAAAUUCACAGUUAACCAGCAUGGCUACCACAGCAUUCUGCAGCGAUACGCCAUCCCAUCUGGUUUGGGCUUAGUGGGACUAUCAUUUGUUUUUCGACAGGACAAUGACUCAACACACCUCCAGGCUGUGUAAGGGCUAUUUGACCAAGAAGGAGAGUGAUGGAGUGCUGCAUCAGAUGAUCUGGCCUCCACAAUCCCCCGACCUCAACCCAAUUGAGAUGGUUUGGGAUGAGUCGGACGGCAGAGUGAAGGAAAAGCAGCCAACAAGUGCUCAGAAUAUGUGGGAACUCCUUCAAGACUGUUGGAAAAGCAUUCCAGGUGAAGCUGGUUGAGAGAAUGCCAAGAGUGUACAAAGCUGUCAUCAAGGCAAAGGGUGGCUAUUUGAAGAACCUCAAAUAUAAAAUAUUUUUUGAUUUGUUUAACACUUUUCUGGUUACUACAUGAUUCCAUAUGUGUUAUUUCAUAGUUUUGAUGUCUUCACUAUUAUUCUACAAUGUACAAAUAAAGAAAAACCCUUGAAUGAGUAGGUGUGUCCAAACUUUUGACUGGUACUGUGUAGUAAUGCCUCUUCUUAACCACUCUUACCUGUCUCUCCCAGUGAUGUCCAGGAACUCACUUUUCUUCUAUGGCUGAGUCCCACCCUAUUCCCUAUAUACAGUGAGGGAAAAAAGUAUUUGAUCCCCUGCUGAUUUUGUACGUUUACCUACUGACAAAGAAAUGAUCAGUCUGUAAUUUUAAUGGUAGGUUUAUUUGAACAGUGAGAGACAGAAUAACAACAACAAAAUCCAGAAAAACGCAUGUCAAAAAUGUUAUAAAUUGAUUUGCAUUUUAAUGAGGGAAAUAAGUAUUUGACCCCCUCUCAAUCAGAAAGAUUUCCUGCUCCCAGGUGUCUUUUAUACAGGUAACGAUCUGAGAUUAGGAGCACACUCUUAAAGGGAGUGCUCCUAAUCUCAGUUUGUUACCUGUAUAAAAGACACCUGUCCACAGAAGCAAUCAAUCAAUCAGAUUCCAAACUCUCCACCAUGGCCAAGACCAAAGAGCUCUCCAAGGAUGUCAGGGACAAGAUUGUAGACUUACACAAGGCUGGAAUGGGCUACAAGACCAUCGCCAAGCAGCUUGGUGAGAAGGUGACAACAGUUGGUGCGAUUAUUCACAAAGGGAAGAAACACAAAAUAACUGUCAAUCUCCCUCGGCCUGGGGCUCCAUGCAAGAUCUCACCUUGUGGAGUUGCAAUGAUCAUGAGAACGGUGAGGAAUCAGCCCAGAACUACACGGGAGGAUCUUGUCAAUGAUCUCAAGGCAGCUGGGACCAUGGUCACCAAGAAAACAAUUGUUAACACACUAUGCCGUGAAGGACUGAAAUCCUGCAGCGCCCACAAGGUCCCCCUGCUCAAGAAAGCACAUAUACAGGCCCGUCUGAAGUUUGCCAAUGAACAUCUGAAUGAUUCAGAGGAGAACUGGGUGAAAGUGUUGUGGUCAGAUGAGACCAAAAUGGAGCUCUUUGGCAUCAACUCAACUCGCCGUGUUUGGAGGAGGAGGAAUGCUGCCUAUGACCCCAAGAACACCAUUCCCACCGUCAAAGAUGGAGGUAGAAACAUUAUGCUUUGGGGGUGUUUUUCUGCUAAGGGGACAGGACAACUUCACUGCAUCAAAGGGACGAUGGACGGGGCCAUGUACCGUCAAAUCUUGGGUGAGAACUUCCUUCCCUCAGCCAGGGCAUUGAAAAUGGGUCGUGGAUGGGUAUUCCAGCAUGACAAUGACCCAAAACACACAGCCAAGGCAACAAAGGAGUGGCUCAAGAAGGAGCACAUUAAGGUCCUGGAGUGGCCUAGCCAGUCUCCAGACCUCAAUCCCUUAGAAAAUCUGUGGAGGGAGCUGAUGGUUCGAGUUGCCAAACGUCAGCCUCGAAACCUUAAUGACUUGGAGAAGAUCUGCAAAGAGAAGUGGGACAAAAUCCCUCCUGAGAUGUGUGCAAACCUGGUGGCCAACUACAAGAAACGUCUGACCUCUGUUAUUGCCAACAAGGGUUUUUCCACCAAGUACUAAGUCAUGUUUUGCAGAGGUGUCAAAUACUUAUUUCCCUCAUUAAAAUGCAAAUCAAUUUAUAAUAUUUUUGACAUGCGUUUUUCUGGAUUUUUUUGUUUUUAUUCUGUCUCUCACUGUUCAAAUAAACCUACCAUUAAAAUUAUAGACUGAUCAUGUCUUUGUCAGUGGGCAAACGUACAAAAUCAGCAGGGGAUCAAAUACCUUUUUCCCUCACUGUAGUGCACUACUUUUGACCAGAAGGAUUAUGGUGUCAUUUGGGAUGCAGACUAUAUCACCCUCCUGUCUCUGUUUGAUGUGUAGGUGAUCUACCAGCCCACCCCACCAGAGGAGCAGCCGUCCCGCUCUGAGAAGUUGGACCCCCGGCCAUACCUCCGGGUGCUGCAGGGCAUCGACCAGCGCUACCCGCCCGAGGAGAGGGGCGACCUGCUCCUGUUCCUCAGCGGCGUGGCAGAGAUAUCCACCAUCUUGGAGGCAUGCCAGGCCUACGCCACACACACCAAGCGCUGGAUCGUCCUGCCCCUCCACAGCACCCUGUCCCUGGUACAGCAGGAUAAGGUACAGUAACAGUACCCUAACACUGGCACGGCAGGAUAAGGUAACAGUACAGUAUAAUAAGGUACAGUAGGAUAAGGUCCAGUAACGGUAUCCUAACACUGGUACGGCAGGAUAAGGUACAGUGACAGUACAGUAGGAUAAGGUACAUUAAAAGUACAGUAAGAUAAGGUACAGUACCAGUACAGCAGGAUAAGGUACAGUAACAGUACCCUAACACUGGUACAGCAGGAUAAAUUACAGUAACAGUAUAGUAGGAUAAGGUACAACAGAAUACGGUACAAUAACAGUACAGCAGGAUAAGGUACAGUAACAGUACAGUAGGAUAAGGUACAGUACGAUUACAGCAGGAUAAGGUACAGUGACAGUACCCUAACACUGGUACAGUAGGAUAAGGUACAGCAACAGUACAGCAUAAGGUACAGUAACAGUAAAGUAGGAUAAGGUACAGUACCAGUACAGUAGGAUAAGGUAGAGUAACAGUACAGCAGGAUAAGGUACAGUAACAGUAUAGCAGGUUAAGAUACAGUAGCCGUACAGUAGGAUUAGCUACAGUAACAGUACAGCAGGAUAAGGUACAGUAACAGUACAGCAGGAUAAUGUUCAGUAACAGUACAGUAGGAUUAGGUACAGUAACAAUACCCUAACACUGGUACGGUAGAUUAAGGUACAGCAGAAUACGGUACAGUAACAGUACAGAAGGAUAAGGCACAGUAACAGUACAGCAGGAUAAGGUAUAGUAACAAGACAGCAGGAUAAGGUACAGUAACAGUACAGAAGGAUAAGACACAGUAACCGUACAGCAGGAUAAGGUAAAGUAACAGCAGGAUAAGGUAAAGUAACAGCAGGAUAAGGUACAGUAACAGUAUAGCAGGAUAAGGUACAGUAACAGUACAGCAGGAUAAGGCACUGUAACAGUACAGCGGGAUAAGGUACAGUAACAGCAGGAUAAGGUACAGUAACAGCAGGAUAAGGUACAGUAACAGCACAGCAGGAUAAGGUACAGUAACAGUACAGCAGGAGAAGGUACAGUAACAGUACAGCAGGAUAAGGUACAGUAACAGUACAGCAGGAGAAGGUACAGUAACAGUACAGCAGGAUAAGGUACAGUAAAGCACAGCAGGAUAAGGUACAGUAAAGCACAGCAGGAUAAGGUACAGUAAAGCACAGCAGGAUAAGGUAUAGCAACAGUACAGCAGGAUAAGGUACAGUAAAGCACAGCAGGAUAAGGUAUAGCAACAGUACAGCAGGAUAAGGUACAGUAAAGCACAGCAGGAUAACGUACAGUAACAGUAAGAUAAGGUACAGUAACAGUACAGCAGGAUAAGGCACAGUAACAGUAGGACAGGGUACAGUGUGGGUACAGCAGGAUAAGGUACAGUAACAGUACGGGAGGAUAAGGUACAGUAACAGUACAGUAGGAUACGGUACAGUAACAGUAGGAUAAGGUACUGUAACAGUACAGUAGGAAAAAGGUACAGUAACAGUAGGAUAAGGUACUGUAACAGUACAGCAGGACAAGGUACAGUAACAGUACAGCAGGAAACGGUAUUGUAACAGUACAGCAGGAUAAGGUAUUGUAACAGUACAGCAGGAUAAGGUACAGUAACAGUAUAGCAGGAUAAGAGACAGUAACAGUACAGCAGGGUAAGGUACAGUAACAGUACAGAAGGAUAAGGCACAGUAACAGUACAGCAGGAUAAGCUACAGUAACAGUACAGCAGGAUAAGGUAUAGUAACAGUACAGCAGGAUAAGGUACAGUAACAGUACAGCAGGAUAAGGCACUGUAACAUUACAGCAGGAUAAGGAACAGUAACAGUUUAGUAGGAUAAGGUACAGUAACAGUACAGCAGGAUAAGAUACAGUAACAGUGAAGUUGGAUAUGGUACGAUAACAGUAGAGUAUGGUACGGUAACAGUACAGCAGGAUAAGGUUCAGUAACAGUAGGAUAAGGUAUAGUAAUGUGCAGCAGGAUAAGGUACGAUAACAGUAGAGUAGGAUAAGGUACAGUAACAUUACAGCAUGAUAUGUGAAUGGCAACAGUAGGAUAAGGUACAGUAACAGUACAGCAGGAUAAUGUACAGUAACAGUACAGCGGGAUAAGGUAUAGUAACAGUACAGCAGGAUAUGGUCCAGUGACAUUACAGCAGGAUAAGGUACAGUAACAGUAUAGCAGGAUAAUGGACAGUAACAGUACAGUAGGAUAAGGCACUGUAACAGUAUAGCAGGAUAAGGCACUGUAACAGUACAGCAGGAUAAGGUACAGUAAAAGUACAGCAGGAUAAGGUACAGUAACAGUACAGCAGGAUAAGGUACAGUAACAGUAAGGAGGAGAAGGUAACAGUACAGCAGGAUAAGGUACAGUAACAGUACAGCAGGAUAGGCACUGUAACAGUACAGCAGGAUAAGGAAACAGGGAACAGCACAGCAGGAUAAAGUACAGUAACAGUACAGGAGGAUAAGGUAACAGUACAGCAGGAUAAGGUACAGUAACAGUACAGCAGGAUAAGGCACUGUAACAGUACAGCAGGAUAAUGGACAGGAACAGUACAGCAGGAUAAAGUACAGUAACAGUACAGCAGGAUAAGGUACAGUAACCAGUACAGCAGGAUAAGGUACAAACAACAGUACAGAAGGAUAAGGCACAGUAACAGUACAGCAGGAUUAAGGUACAACAACAGUACAGAGGAUAAUGGACAGGAAACAGUACAGCAGGAUAAAGUACAGUAACAGUACAGCAGGAUAAGGUACAGUAACUACAGCAGGAUAAGGUACAGUAAACAGUACAGCAGGAUAAGGUACAACAACAGUACAGAAGGAUAAAGGGACAGUACCAGUACAGCAGGAUAAGGCACAGUAAAAGUACAGCAGGAUAAGGUACAGUAACAGUACAGCAAAGGAUAUGGUUUCAGGAACAGCAGGAUAAGGUACAGUAACAGUACAGCAGGAUAAGGAACAGGAACAGCAGGGUAAGGUACAUCAACACAGGAUAAGGUACAGUAACAGUACGCGGGACAAGGGACAGUAACAGCAGUGACAGGUACAGCAACAGCAAUCAGGAUUUAAAGGUACAGCAACAGUAGGACAAGGUACAGUAACAGUACAGCGGAUAAGGUACAGUAACAGUACAGCAGGAUAAGGUACAGUAACAGUACAGCAGGAAACGGUAUUGUAACAGUACAGCGGAUAGGUAUUGUAACAGUACAGCAGAUAAGGUACAGUAACAGUAUAGCAGGAUAAGAGACAGUAACAGUACAGCAGGGUAAGGUACAGUAACAGUACAGAAGGAUAAGGCACAGUAACAGUACAGCAGGAUAAGCUACAGUAACAGUACAGCAGGAUAAGGUAUAGUAACAGUACAGCAGGAUAAGGUACAGUAACAGUACAGCAGGAUAAGGCACUGUAACAUUACAGCAGGAUAAGGAACAGUAACAGUUUAGUAGGAUAAGGUACAGUAACAGUACAGCAGGAUAAGAUACAGUAACAGUGAAGUUGGAUAUGGUACGAUAACAGUAGAGUAUGGUACGGUAACCGUACAGCAGGAUAAGGUUCAGUAACAGUAGGAUAAGGUAUAGUAAUGUGCAGCAGGAUAAGGUACGAUAACAGUAGAGUAGGAUAAGGUACAGUAACAUUACAGCAUGAUAUGUGAAUGGCAACAGUAGGAUAAGGUACAGUAACAGUACAGCAGGAUAAUGUACAGUAACAGUACAGCGGGAUAAGGUAUAGUAACAGUACAGCAGGAUAAGGUCCAGUGACAUUACAGCAGGAUAAGGUACAGUAACAGUAUAGCAGGAUAAUGGACAGUAACAGUACAGUAGGAUAAGGCACUGUAACAGUACAGCAGGAUAAGGCACUGUAACAGUACAGCAGGAUAAGGUACAGUAAAAGUACAGCAGGAUAAGGUACAGUAACAGUACAGCAGGAUAAGGUACAGUAACAGUACAGGAGGAUAAGGUAACAGUACAGCAGGAUAAGGUACAGUAACAGUACAGCAGGAUAAGGCACUGUAACAGUACAGCAGGAUAAGGAACAGGAACAGCACAGCAGGAUAAAGUACAGUAACAGUACAGGAGGAUAAGGUAACAGUACAGCAGGAUAAGGUACAGUAACAGUACAGCAGGAUAAGGCACUGUAACAGUACAGCAGGAUAAUGGACAUGAACAGUACAGCAGGAUAAAGUACAGUAACAGUACAGCAGGAUAAGGUACAGUAACAGUACAGCAGGAUAAGGUACAACAACAGUACAGAAGGAUAAGGCACAGUAACAGUACAGCAGGAUAAGGUACAACAACAGUACAGAAGGAUAAUGGACAGGAACAGUACAGCAGGAUAAAGUACAGUAACAGUACAGCAGGAUAAGGUACAGUAACUACAGCAGGAUAAGGUACAGUAACAGUACAGCAGGAUAAGGUACAACAACAGUACAGAAGGAUAAGGCACAGUACCAGUACAGCAGGAUAAGGCACAGUAACAGUACAGCAGGAUAAGGUACAGUAACAGUACAGCAGGAUAUGGUACAGGAACAGCAGGAUAAGGUACAGUAACAGUACAGCAGGAUAAGGAACAGGAACAGCAGGGUAAGGUACAUCAACAGCAGGAUAAGGUACAGUAACAGUACAGCGGGACAAGGUACAGUAACAGCAGGACAAGGUACAGCAACAGCACAUCAGGAUAAGGUACAGUAACAUCAGGAUAAGGUACAGUAACAGCAGGAUAAGGUACAGUAAGAGCACCCUGACACACUGAGCUCAAUUCACAGUUCACAGACCCAUAUGUAUGAAUCUGGGACAGUCUAUGGGCAGGUCUAUGGGCAGGUGGACAUCCAUGCUGGAUGGCUUACAAUAAGGCUUUUAUCAGAAUGUUACCAUUGCAUUGGGGCUGAUCUAAAACAUGGAACAUACAUCACCUCUUAUUAACUGUGUAUUAUAUGUUCUGUCUGUAGGUGUUUGACAUCUCUCCUCCAGGAGUGAGGAAGUGUAUCAUCUCUACCAACGUAGCAGAGACAUCAGUCACCAUCGACGGGGUGCGCUUCGUAGUCGACUCAGGUAAGGGAACCAAAGCACUAACUGGAACUACUGGGAGGAGCCAGGUAAAUCUCAUCAUUCUGUCAAUCCGGGAAAAACCAGACAAAAUCUUAUUUGAAGAUCUCACCUAUUCGGUCCAUGAACAGAACCGUGUUGCUGUGUGCUACUUUCACUGAAUCAAAUAGAACAUAACAAUGUGUUACGUCUGUAUGUGUCCUCCAGGCAAGGUGAAGGAGAUGAGUUUUGACCCGAAGGCUAAGAUGCAGCGUCUGCAGGAGUUCUGGAUCAGUCGAGCCAGUUCAGAGCAGAGGAAAGGCCGAGCAGGCAGGACAGGUCCGGGGGUGUGUUACCGGCUCUACUCUGAAUCUGACUACGAGGCCUUCGUACCUUACCCCGUCCCAGAGAUACACAGGGUGGCCCUGGACUCCCUCGUACUACAGGUAUUAUAACCCCUAACCCUUCGCACCUUACCCCGUCCCAGAGAUACACAGGGUGGCUCUGGACUCCCUCGUACUACAGGUAUUAUAACCCCUAACCCUUCGCACCUUACCCCGUCCCAGAGAUACACAGGGUGGCUCUGGACUCCCUCGUACUACAGGUAUUAUAACCCCUAACCCUUCGCACCUUACCCCGUCCCAGAGAUACACAGGGUGGCUCUGGACUCCCUCGUACUACAGGUAUUAUAACCCCUAACCCUUCGCACCUUACCCCGUCCCAGAGAUACACAGGGUGGCUCUGGACUCCCUCGUACUACAGGUGCUGAACGACUGAAAUCCCUCUAAACUUUUCUGGUUUUCUGUUCCCUAUAGUUACUUCUGCAUGCCAAAAGAUUCUGUACCUUUUUUAUCCUGCUGUACUGUUACUGUUCUCUGUCCUCACAGAUGAAGAGUAUGAGUCUGGGAGACCCGCGGUCCUUUGUGUUCAUCGACCCUCCUCCUGCGGCCAGCAUCCAGACUGCAGUAACCUACCUCAGGGAACAGGGGGCGCUAGACGCUAGAGGGGAACUCACCUCUAUAGGCAGCCUGCUGGCACAGCUACCUGUUGACGUGGUCAUAGGUACGUCCCUCUGAAAUACAGAGAUGUCACUGUUGAACUGUUGUGACUGCUGCCAUCCUGUACUGUCUCCCCUGAAUAGGGCCAUGAGGUUUUCCUGACCACAUGACAUGAGCAGAGAAAACCUCCAGGCCCUAGUUAUAUUCUAUUUAUAAACCAGGAGCCCUAACCCAUAAAUCUGUGUGUGUGUGCAUGUCAGAUCUGGGUUCAAAUACAUUUGUUAUUUAAAUACUUAUUUUCUGUGUAUUUAAAGUAUUUUCAAAUAAUGUGGCCCGAAUCAUCUAAUGCUAUUGGAAGUAUUUGAAAGUAUUUUCAAAUAAUUUCCUAUAAAUAACCUACUCUAUGAAAAUACUUUCUAAUACUUAUUUCAAAUACCUGGGUUAAAUGUAUGGGAGUGUAUUUGAGUCAGUGUAUUUGAGUCAGUGUAUUUCCAGAUACGUUCCAAUAUUCAACUACUCGUCUUUUAAAUACAAAAUAUCUGAAUACUUACUUCCAAUGUAUGUGAAAGUAAUCGAGAUAUUUGAAAUAGUAUUUGAACCCAGGUCUGGCAUGUGUGUGUCCAGGUAAGAUGCUGGCGUCAGUGUUUAACUUGGUGGAGCCGGUCCUGACCCUUAACCCCUGACCCUUAACCCCUGACCCUUAACCCCUGACCCUUAACCCCUGACCUCUGUGUGUCCAGGUAAGAUGCUGGCCUUACGCCAAGCCCCUGACCCCAGAACCCCUCCCCUCUAACACCCUGAACCUCUAACCCCUGACUCUAACCCCUGUCAACCCUUAACCUUACUGUACCUUAACCCUGACACUAACCAUUAACCUGACAGCUACUUAAACCCUGAUCUAACUGCACCAACCUGAACUGUAACCCUGACCUCUAAUCCAUGUCCGGUGUAAACCCCUGACCUCAACCCGUGACCUUAAACCCCGACUCUGACCUGACUCGUGUGUCCAGGUAAGAUGCUGGUGCUGGGAUCAGUGUUUAACUUGGUGGAGCCGGUGCGAGGUGGUCUGCGUGCCAUCAGGUCAGUCCGCCAUUUAUUCCGCAUCGGUCCGAACAAACCACCGGAAUGUGCCAAGCACGUAGCCUGCACUCCAACCAGGGAGACCCCUUCACCCUGCUCAACACCUUCAACGCCUUGGUGCAGGUCAGCCAAUCAGGACACAGAAAAUCUUUAGUCACCCUCUGUGCAAAGCCACUUGCAGGUGGCCGGAUGGGUGGAGUAUGUAUGCAGGGGGUUCCGGAUUGUGAGUAUGUACUGCAGGUGUCCGGAUGGUUAGAGUAUUGUACUGAGGUGUCCGGGAUGGUGGAGUAUGUACCGGCAGGGGUACGGAUGGUUAGAGUAUGUACUGCAGGUGUCCCGGAGUGGUUAUGAGUAUGUACUGCAGUGUCUGGAUGGUAGAGGAUGUACUGCAGGUGUCAGGAUGGUGGAGUAUGUACUGCAGGUGUCCGGGUGGUAGAGUAUGUACUGCAGGUGUCCGGAUGGUAGAGUAUGUACUGCAGGUGUCCGGAUGGUAGAGUAUGUACUGCAGGUGUCCGGAUGGUGGAGUAUGUACUGCAGGUGUCCGGAUGGUAGAGUAUGUACUGCAGGUGUCGGAUGGGUAGAGUAUGUCGCACGGUGUCCGGAUGGUGGAGAUGUACAUGCAGGGGUCCGGAUGGUUAGAAGUAUGUCAUGCAGGGUGUCCGGAUGGUAGAGUAUGUACUGCAGGUGUCCGGAUGGUAGAGUAUGUACGGCAGGGGUCCGGAUGUCGAGUAGAGUAGUCUGCAGGGUGUCCAGGAUGGAUAGAGUAUGUUAUGAAGGUGUCCGGAGGGGGGAGUAUUGACUGCAGGGUGUUCCAGAGAUGGUAAUGGGUAUUUAUUGACUGUCUCCUCCAGGUGAAGGGAGAGCGGGGCGGUGCCAGCAGGAAGUGGUGCCGGAGGAGAGGACUGGAGGAACAGAGACUUUAUGAGAUGGUCAACCUACGAAGACAGUUCAAGGUAGGACAGACGCACCACACCUGAGACUAGUAUGUCAUAAACGUGUGUCUAUUUUGUAUGUUCUCCCCCCCCCAUCUUCUCUGUGGUCAUUCGAGUCAGAUCAGUUGUCCGUCGCAGAGAGAUUGCUAGAGAUCACUACUUGAAAAUAUCCUGUUUUUUUACGUUGCCAUUGAGAACGCUCACCAUUUUGAAGUAGUUCAUGAAGGAUCACAUAAUUCCAUCCAGGUCAUCAGGCGCGAUCAGCCAAUGAAUUAUACCUGGGAGUAAACAUUCAAUAACUGCAGGUGGCAGUAAAUCACCAACCUUGGCUUUAUACCUGUUCAGAAAACACAAUCCAGGUGGCAGUACAUCCAAACAAGGCAGGAAACCACAUGUUGACUCUGUUCUAUUCAGCCAUUACAAUGAGCCCGUCCUCCUAUAGCUCCUCCCACCAGCCUCCUCUGAUAUGUGCGUACACAUGCAGACCGUACUUGCUACAAAAGUUACAGAAACCAACAACUACACAAACUGAAAUUGGGUACAUUGUAAAUGCAGUUAGCUAGCAUUGAUUUGUUUUUGCGGAGACAUCUUUUUUGGGAGCAUCUGAUGAUGACCUAACGUGGUGAGGGGAUGAACUGUUGCAGUCAUGACGCAAGUGGCGCUAUGAUUUCAAAUCCUCCCACAUGUUUCUAGUUUUACCAGCUGUUUUCAGCAACUGGUAUUUUAUUUAUUUUGGGUUGUCAUAUUGGCAGGUUUGCUAGCAACAAACUAUUUAGCUAGCUUCUAGUGUUUAAUAUGCGAUCUCCUCGUAAUUAACAGGCCAUGUUGACGAGUAUCCUGACGAGAAGGAAAACCUUUCUAGCUCGGGCAUUAUCAGCUCAUUGUUAUGGAUGUAUCCAAAUGAAUGUCUGGCUGCAGAGGUCGUGACUGUGUUAGCCGUAGUUCUACAUAAAUAUCGAACUAAUCGAACGAACGACUGGGUCGCGUCUCUAGCAACCAAAAGAUGAGAAAGUACGAAUUUGUGUAUAUAAAUUAAUUUAUACAACGGGUGGGUCUAAUCCUGAAUGCGGAUUUGUUUAAAACCGCAUUCAAAUCAAAUCCAAAUGUAUUUGCCACAUGCGCCGAAUACAACAGGUGCAGACAUUACCGUGAAAUGGUUGCUUACAGCCCUUAACCAACAAUGCAUUUAUUUCUUAAUAAAAAAGUAAAAUAUAACAACAACAACAACAAAAAAGUGUUGAGAAAAAAAGAGCAGAAGUAAAAUAAAAUAACAGUAGGGAGGCUAUAUACAGGGGGGUACCGGUGCAGAGUCAAUGUGCGGGGGCACCGGCUAGUUGAGGUAGUUGAGGUAAUAUGUACAUGUGGGUAGAGUUAAAGUGACUAUGCAUAAAUAAUUAACAGAGUAGCAGCAGCGUAAAAAGAUGGGGUGGGGCUGCAAAUAGUCCGGGUAGCCAUGAUUAGCUGUUAAGGAGUCUUAUGGCUUGGGGGUAGAAGCUGUUGAGAAGUCUUUUGGCGCUCCGGUACCGCUUGCAGUGCGGUAGCAGAGAUAACAGUCUAUGACUAGGGUGGCUGGAGUCUUUGACAAUUUUGAGGGCCUUCCUCUGACACCGCCUGGUAAAGAGGUCCUGGAUGGCAGGAAGCUUGGCCCCAGUGAUGUACUGGGCCGUACGCACUACCCUCUGUAGAGCCUUGCGGUCGGAGGCCGAGCAGUUGCCAUACCAGGCGGUGAUGCAACCAGUCAGGAUGCUCUCGAUGGUGCAGCUGAAUAACUUUUUGAAGAUCUGAGGACCCAUGCCAAAUCUUUUCAGUCUCCUGAGGGGGAAUAGGCUUUGUCGUGCCCUCUUCAUGACUGUCUUGGUGUGUUUGGACCAUGAUAGUUCGUUGGUGAUGUGGACACCAAGGAACUUGAAGCUCUCAACCUGUUCCACUACAGCCCCAUCGAUGAGAAUGGGGGCGUGCUCAGUCCUCUUUUUUUUCCUGUAGUCCACAAUCAUCUCCUUUGUCUUGAUCACGUUGAGGGAGAGGUUGUUGUCCUGGCACCACACGGCCAGGUCUCUGACCUCCUCCCUAUAGGCUGUCUCGUCACUGUCGGUGAUUAUGCCUACCACUGUUGUGUCGUCGGCAAACUUAAUGAUGGUGUUGGAGUCGUGCCUGGCCAUGCAGUCAUGGGUGAACAGGGAGUACAGGAGGGGACUGAGCACGCACCCCUGAGGGGUCCCCGUGUUGAGGAUCAGCGUGGCAGAUGUGUUGUUACCUACCCUUACCACCUGGGGGCGGCCCGUCAGGAAGUCCAGGAUCCAGUUGCAGAGGGAGGUGUGUAGUCCCAGGAUCCUUAGCUUAGUGAUGAGCUUUAGGGCACUAUGGUGUUGAACGCUGAGCUGUAGUCAAUGAAUAGCAUUCUCAUGUAGGUGUUCCUCUUGUCCAGGUGGGAAAGGGCAGUGUGGAGUGCAAUAGAGAUUGCAUCAUCUUUGGAUCUGUUGGGGCGGUAUGCAAAUUAGCGAGUGCUACGGGUCAGUAGUCAUUUAGGCAGGUUACCUUAGUUACCUUAGUGUUCUUGGGCACAGGGACUAUGGUGGUCUGCUUGAAACGUUGGUAUUACAGACUCAGUCAGGGACAGGUUGAAAAUGUCAGUGAAGACACUUGCCAGUUAGUCAUUCCAGCUGGUGUCUAUUCCACAAGUUACCACCGGCUAAAUCUAUUAUGUUAAAAUGCCUAUUUACUCUGUUCCAUCUAACUGCACAAUCCACUGUCUCAUCAGCCCAGCCAGGCAAUUUAUAAACUUGAUCGCCACAAUAAAAAGCAUCUAGACAUUAUCUCACAUUUCUUUUAAACUAACAUUUAGUUUUCAACAGCGGAUAUUUAUAUAAACCUUGCUGUCUGUCUCUACGACAUUUGCAACAUUGUUUCAAUAUUCAAAUUCGAUCUCCAGCUGUAAAGUUUAAACUAGCUGCACUUCAUUUCGUUUGACCUUUUUUCAAUUGACAUUUCUUUGUAUAUAUCCAUAAAAAUGAUACCAGCUGAUUCAUGAUUUCGACUGGCUGAGAAACGUUGCCUGCCUGUCUGUCUCGUCCCGACUCCCAACACGUUCAUUACUAUGGGACAGCUGGAGAUCGAAUUUGAAUAUUGAAACAAUGUUGCAAAUGAGAGACAGACAACAAGGUUUAUACAAAUCUCUGAAAACUAAAUGUUAGUCUAAAAGAAAUGUGAGAAUGUCUAGAAUCUCUUUAUAGUGGAGAUCAAGUUUAUAACUUGCCUGUCUGGGCUGAUGAGACAGUGGAUUGGGCAGUCAGAUGGAACAGAGUAAAUUGGCAUUUUAACAUAAUAGAUUUAGCCGGUGGUAACUUGUGGAAUAGUUACCAGCUGGAAUCGGUUUUAACCAAUCAGCAUUCAGGUUUAGACCGACCCGUUGUAUAACUGGCAACAAGCAAGGGAUAAGAAUGUUGCAUGGCAACGGUAUAUAAAGAACGAAGGACUGGGUCGCGUAUGUAAAUAUCGAACUAAACGAACGAACGACUUGGUCGCGUCUCUAGCAACCAAAAUAUGAAAAAGUAUGAAUUCGCUGAUAGAAAUGGAAAUAUCAACGAAAAUAAUUAUCUCUACUGGUACGUGUGCUUUCAUAUUGUUUUCUUUGGCAACUCGGGUCCGCUGCGUCGUCUAUUAUUUCCAAGGAAAUGUACAGAAAGUCGGCGUUUAUCCCCUUACGUGUUCCCUGCCUGGUGUGUGGUAACAGGAGCUGUUGCGUAGCCAUGGUCUGUUGGAGGUGCUGGAGGAGAGGGCUCCCUCUGGUGGCGAGCGCGGGAAGCGCAGGGAGAGGUUGACCGAGAGGAGGAAGUUACACCAGCUGAAGAGAGAGCAUGACCUGGCAGAGGGCGGCAGGAGGAAGGUCCUAAGACUAGAGGAGGGCCAGGACGGGGAUGGGGAUUCGGGGUCGGACACAGAGCAGGGCACGACGGGACGGGACGGGAAGGACAAGGAGCAGACAGGGGGACACAACCUGGACAUACAGGUGAGGAGGACAUCACUGUGGACGGAGCCAUGGCAACAGACCAGUUGGUUACACUGUCAAAUGACCUUCAUUAAUAAGAUAAAUGCUUGAAUGAUAUUGUCUAUAAAUGCAUAUGAAUUGUAAUCCUUACAAAUGUUUAUACCACUUAUAGAUAUUAAAACAUAUCUGUAAUAUCUGUCUUGAACCCGCCCCUACAGGAAGUGAAGUUCAAGCUUCGCCACAACGUGUCAGAGCUCCAGGAAGCGGCGUCGGCCAGCCAGGACCUGUCGUCAAGGCAACAAGCCCUUCUGAAGCUGCUGCUUUGUCGAGGCCUUUACCCCCAGCUGGCACUGCCAGACGAACACAACGCCAACCGCAAGGACUCAGAACAGGUGUGUGAGCGUGUGUGAACGGGAGUGUAUGUGUGAGCGUGUGAGUGAUGAUAAUGGCCCUGUCUCCUAUAGGUGUUCCACACCCGUAACAAGCAGGGGGUAGUGAUCCACCCCACCAGUGUGUUUGCCAGCGACCCAGAGGUGCUGCACGUCCCUGAGGAGGGGAACAGAGAGGGACCUGAUAAGGGGGAGAGCAGCAGACACCAGCUCCUAGCCUUCGUUACUCUACUAGAGACCAACAAGCCUUAUGUAUCCAACUGUGUCAGAGUCCCAGCCCUGCAGGUCAGUACUGUGUCAGUCCCAGCCCUGCAGGUCAGUACUGUGUCAGUCCCAGCCCUGCAGGUCAGUACUGGGUCAGUCCCAGCCCUACAGGUCAGUACUGUGUCAGAGUCCCAGCCCUGCAGGUCAGUACUGUGUCAGUCCCAGCCCUGCAGGUCAGUACUGUGUCAGUCCCAGCCCUGCAGGUCAGUACUGUGUCAGUCCCAGCCCUGCAGGUCAGUACUGUGUCAGUCCCAGCCCUGCAGGUCAGUACUGUGUCAGUCUCUCUGCAGCUAUUGUGCUCGAUGCCUGACAAAGAUCCACCUUUAG